Molecule: messenger RNA, 2062 nt
Organism: Lytechinus variegatus (green sea urchin)
Lineage: Eukaryota; Metazoa; Echinodermata; Echinoidea; Temnopleuroida; Toxopneustidae
Exons: 2
Coding region: 10-1659 (549 amino acids)
Molecular function (GO): zinc ion binding
Source: RefSeq, a predicted model, not a curated record
CAUCACAUUAUGGCAUCAAGAUUUCCCGAAGGAAAACAAGUUCAACUCCGACCUAGAAAAGGUCAUGACAUGAAAUGGUCAUGUGACAAGCAUGGUGAGCCAAUCAAAUUUUACUGUAAGAAACACAAAAUUCCUAUUUGUCAUCCAUGCGCUACCAAAGAUCACAGCCAGAAACCAUGCAAGCUAGACGACAUCGAGGAUGUCAUCUUCGAAAGGAGGAGACAGCUAGAUGAAAAACGGCCAAAAAUAUUGGAACUUCAGAAACAAAUGGAAGCACUCAACACGAAAAUAAAGACUACAUCAACGUCUGGAAGUGCUCAUCUUCAGACAAUUAACAAUAACAUUCAAGCAUCAUAUUACGACAAGAUCAAAUCUGUUGAAGAAAAGGAGAACAGGAUUAUUAGGGUUAUUAACGAAGAGGCAGAUGAGGAAAUAAGACUAGUAAAUGAGAAGAGAGAAAAACGGAUCAAGGAUUGCAACAUCGAGAGAGAAAAGGAGCGAAGUAUCAUCAAAGACAAAGAAGCAAAACUUCUGUCAGAUGCAAAGAAAAUCAGCGAAGUCGCUUCUAAGAAGAUCAAAGAUCUUACUAAUGAGAAUCAGCAUAUAAUAAACACUAUCAAGAACAUUGAAUCAACCAUGAAACGAAUAAACCAACAUGAUGAAACAUUGGUGAAUGAAGCUCAUCAAGUACUUGCAUCUAUUGAUGAAAAUUUAAAUUUUAAUGUUCAUCAAGAUGUUAGCGACUGCCUUGACCGAAUACAGAUUGAAGUUGAGAGAGUAAAGUUUGUAGAGGGGGAAGUAGGUGGAGAAUACUAUGGUAGAAUUGAUGGGUAUAUCGGUAAAUGGGAACUUGUCAAGUCAAUACACAUUACAUCGGUUAAUUACCCAUUUGUGCGUGGUUUAGUCAGUGAGAAUGAUAUAUGUGUACAGGACGUAGAUAACAAUGGCAUGUAUGUUACAAACAUCAACACUCAACACACAGAGAAAGUCAUUGAUGAAGGUCUGUUGAUUACAUCAUGUGCGCCCAUAGACAAUAACGUAAUAGUAUGUGGUAAGUGGAGAGAUGAUUGCACGGGUGACAGGUUAGAUGGAUUCAUCACUCUCUAUGACAGACAAUGGAAGGAAAUAAUAGACAUCAACAUACCAAGGAAUGAAUACGGAUUUUAUUGUAGUGUGUACGUUGAUAUUGACAGUGAUAGGAUGAUCAUCACUGGUCAGUCCUAUCAGUCUAAUAUCUACGUCAUCAAUCCUGCUAAUGAUAAGGUAGUAAACACUAUUACGAUGCAGGAUAAGGAGGUGUUUGGAGAGAUACAAGCCUUGUCAUCAGGUGAUAUCGUUGUGAAUACAGGUUAUGGUGGAUGCACUGUCAUCUCCCGAUCAGGAGAAGAGAAGGCUGUCAUACACGGUAAUGAGUUGGACGCCCCAGAGUAUAGUGUUGACAAACUGACAGACACACUCUACAUCACGCAUAGAGUGCGUAAUACCUAUUCAGUUGAUCAGGUGUCACGUGAUGGUAUCAUCCAGGCAAGGAGAAUCGUGGAAUACGUGAAAUCAGAUCGCACUAACUUCAUGGGCCCUUGUCUUGUUACUCCAUCUGGUAACCUCGUAGGAUGUGAUGGGGACAAACUUCAUCUUUACAAGAAGACAUUCACUUUGUAAGUCAUCAAGUAUUUCAACGAAUGAUUAAAAAGAAAUAUAGACGAGAUACUUAUUUCAUUUUCAUUCACAUCCCCCAACAUGACUACAUUUACAAUGCGCGUGGUUACGGUGUGAAUGUUGUAUCAAUAUACAGGUGCAAUGUAUUGGGGUGUUGCAAGAUAUUUCGAUCGAUUUCAAGUGAAUUUUAGAUUCCUAAAUCAAUUGAAACUCGUGCAUUUCAUUGGAAAUUUGCAACUGAUUGAUGGUCAGCUUAUGUUACAUACAAAUAUAAAAUGAUUUGCUUUGGUUAAAAUUGAUCUAUCAAUAGCUACAUUUGCAUAUGAAGCAACACCCCCUAUGUCUUACAAAAUGAAGAGGCUAACAUUCAACCAUCUUUAGAUUUAUAUUUUGAUUAAAAUGUAUA